Messenger RNA from Cooperia oncophora, 1440 nucleotides. The record is from the annotation of a GenBank genome assembly. NCBI's taxonomy places the organism in Eukaryota, Metazoa, Nematoda, Chromadorea, Rhabditida, Trichostrongylidae.
AUGGACGACACUUCGUUCAAUAUCAUGGCGAGGUACACGGUGGGAUUACUGCAUGUGUCACGAUUCGACAUGAUAUUUGUUCGCGUGAAAUGGAUGGGCGUUCUGUGCCCUAACAUGUGUGCCAUGAUCUCGUUUGGGAGCACGGAAAAUGAGAUACGAAAAGCUGUCGAGGAAUGCGCUGAUAAUCUCGAGCGAUAUGAUCACCUAGUGCGAAACGGAGCUCGGUAUCCAGUGAGCAAAUGUUCCGAAAAAUACUUAUCGAGUCAUCACAUCACAUUCAUAGAUAAGGUUCACGAGAAUUUCCCGGAUGCCAUCUACUGGUGUUCUCUGUGCGAUUUUCACAUGAGUAAUAUCCAACAUGUACGAACCCACUUUGAAACACAUCAGCAUUUUCAGGAAGAACAGCGAUUAAAUGAAAGGAAGGAUUUGCUUGAAAGAAUGCCUCCUAUGUCCAGCAAUCAGUUGGCAGCUAUCAAUGCGUUGAUAAAAGAACUGCUCGAAGAGAAGUCUGAGCGAUUAAAUGAAAGGAAGGAUUUGCUUGAAAGAAUGCCUCCUAUGUCCAGCAAUCAGUUGGCAGCUAUCAAUGCGUUGAUAAAAGUGCUGCUUGAAGAGAAGUCUGAGAAAGGAGGAGGUCCAAUCUGGCAACAACGUCAGAACGUUGCGAAAACAGUCAACGAAGUUCUGACUCAUCACGUUUUCAAGAAAAUGGGUGUAACAGGUCGAAUAUCAGUUUAUGGUUCUGUGCUGGCAAGAACCUCCAUUGAAAGCAGCGAUCUGAAUAUAGCUAUCGAUAUUCCCACUGUGGAUGGCAGUGACGCUAUUGAUACCAUGAAAUCUGUGGCCGAUCUUCUGAAGACUGCUCCUGGUGGGUUCGAUGUGCAAUUUACCCCUGAUGUACCGAUGUGUAUCAAAUUUAUCGUAUCAAAUGUAUGCGUACGGCUUGCUUGGAGGUGUGAAAAUGGCUUGAAAUAUGGCAGAUUGCUUUCCGUGUACACGGCUGUUCAUCCUAAAUUUGCCGAACUUUGCCAAAUUGUCAGGAAAUGGGCGGAGGUGUCUGGAAUCUAUGCUGUUGAUCGGCGGCAAGGUGGUUUGACAAGUUAUGGUUUUGACAUAAUGGUACUGUAUUUUCUGCAACAGAAGAACCUGCUUCCGUGUCUCCACGAGAUGCGUUCAUCAGUCUCUCAUGAGAUGAAAGCGGAGCCGACGAUUGACGAUUUCUACGAGGAUCGCGACUCGUAUGAGAGUGACAUUGAUGUUAUUACCGAGAAGUUCGGCCAAAACGGAGAACCGUGGAAUUUGGCCCAAUUAUUCGUGGAGUUUUUGUGCUUUUAUGGUUCUCGAAUACAUCAAAACGAGAUUGUCCAAGUUUAUACGGCGAAGCAAGUUACCAGGGACCGAAGCCGAUGGAGUAGAAAGUUGCUGCAAAUUUCGGGUAGGUAG